UGGGCGGCUUGCUUUGAGCAGGCGCAGGACUGAAAAGGCUCUUGCGCCGAGUAGGCGCGGGGUAGGGCCGCGGAGGAUUGUGGGAUAUUGCGGCCCAGGCUGGUUGGUGGCGAAACGAUCGCUCGGCGGCGGUUGCUUGCGUGCGUGACGGGACUGCGAUAGCUCGACGGGAAGCGUUGAGGGACACAAGGAGGAGGCCACCGUCCGGUUCUCCAGGGUCGUGGCGACCCCCUCUCCCCUCGAUGUGUUUGUAGUGACGGGGGCAGGAGGAGGUAGCGCGAUGGCUUCAAGCAGCGGCACCGACGUGAUCCAGGUCACCAACGUCUCCCCGAGCGCCAGCUCCGAACAGAUGCGGACUCUCUUCGGCUUCCUGGGCAAGAUCGAGGAGCUGCGCCUCUUCCCUCCCGAUGACUCCCCUUUGCCUGUUUCUUCCCGUGUGUGUUUUGUAAAGUUCCAAGAACCUGACUCCGCAGUUGUGGCUCAGCACCUGACAAAUACUGUAUUCGUUGACAGAGCGUUGAUAGUCGUACCAUAUGCAGAAGGAGUUAUUCCUGAUGAGACUAAGGCUUUGUCUCUCCUGGCACCAGCUAAUGCUGUGGCAGGUCUUCUGCCGGGGGGUGGACUCCUGCCUACACCCAACCCACUUUCUCAGAUUGGUGCUGUUCCCUUGGCUGCUUUAGGAGCUCCAACUCUUGACCCAGCUCUGGCUGCUCUAGGGCUUCCUGGAGCAAAUUUAAACUCUCAGGGGUUCUCUCUACUCAAACAGGGCAUCACGCAGUCUCUUGCAGCAGAUCAACUACUAAAGCUUAUGAGCACAGUGGAUCCAAAGCUGAACCAUGUAGCUGCAGGUCUCGUUUCACCAAGUCUGAAAACAGAUACCUCCAGUAAAGAAAUAGAAGAAGCCAUGAAACGAGUACGAGAAGCACAAUCCCUGAUUUCUGCUGCUAUAGAGCCAGAUAAAAAAGAUGACAAGAGAAGGCAUUCACGAUCCAGAUCACGUUCAAGAAGGAGGAGAACUCCAUCUUCGUCUAGGCACAGACGGUCAAGAAGCCGAUCAAGGAGACGAUCUCACUCAAAAUCAAGAAGCAGGAGACGAUCUAAAAGUCCUCGGCGACGGAGAUCACAUUCCAGAGAGCGUGUUAGAAGGUCUCGGAGCACAUCCAAACCCAGAGACAAAAAGAAAGAAGAGAAAGAGAAGAAACGGUCUAAAACUCCACCAAAGAGUUACAGCACAGCCAGACGAUCCAGAAGCACAAGCAGAGAAAGACGGCGCAGAAGAAGCAGAAGUGGAUCUAGGUCACCUAAAAAGCCCAGGUCUCCCAAGAGAAAGCCGUCCAGGUCUCCUUCACCAAAAAGGCACAAAAAAGAGAAGAAAAAGGAUAAAGACAAGGAGAGAACCAGGGAUGAGCGCGAGAGGUCAACAAGCAAGAAGAAAAAGAGUAAAGACAAAGAGAAGGAUCGAGAGAGAAAGUCAGAGAGUGACAAGGAUGUCAAACAGGUCACAAGGGAUUAUGAUGAAGAAGAACAAGGCUAUGAUAGUGAAAAAGAGAAAAAGGAGGAUAAGGCAGCAGAUUCUACUUCCCCAAAACAUAGGGAGUCACCAGCCGAAAAAGGGAGUGGAGAUGCAACAAGGGAGUCCAAAGUCAAUGGGGAUGAUCAUCAUGAAGAAGAUAUGGAUAUGAGUGACUGAAUAUUGCCUUGGCAGUGAAAACAGUUGCCGACAUGCAUCAGUGUCAUUCCUGUGUGAUUCCUUUAUGCUGUACUUGUUUAACCUUUUAAGCUAGAUGUACACAGCUGUAACUAUAACUGGUUGUAAAGCUCCUGAUAUUAAAUAAUUACAUCAAAAGCUUUAGAGAAAGUGAUGUCUGGGUUUCCAUUCUUGUUAUUGGCCAAACUGAAUUGAGUAGCCCAGCAGUUCUUAUUAAACUUGGUGCUGCUUUUUUCAUUUUUGAGCAAAAAGCUGCAUGCAUCUUUGGCAGGCAUGGACUGUUUGUGUUGUAUGAUCUUUUUAGUAAACCAGCUCACCUACAAUAGUGUUUCUAGAGUUUGAUUCAUUUGCGGUAAUAGAGCAAAAUAGGGAAUGCACUGGCUGCAUGUUAACUGUGGCAAGAACAUCCUCAUCUCCUACAACAUGGUGGAUCUACUAAGGGUCUUAAAUGUAGACAAAGAAACUAACAUUAGCUUCAUCUGGAAACAAACGUUCUGAUAGAGAUAGAUAACCUUUUUAGCCUUGUGGCUAAAUCUUUUUGUUGUGGAUUUGUUUGGUUUUGACAAGGUUGAAAUGCACUAGCCUUUUUUGAUGCCCAAUGUCAGGUGAAUUUCGAGUCUAAAUCCUUCUCAGGUGGUGUGUUUGAUUUUUGACAACUUGGACUUCUUGAGAUAGUAAUGCAAAACUUCUGUAAGACAGGAGGGAGUGAACCUUAUGUAGUUCGUUCUUCAUAACCUGCGUUUAUUUCAUUUUGUUUGUGUAAAAACCCUGCAAAAAAGGAUAGUGCAUUUAAACAAAAUUGAACUUCAUGAUGAUUUUAAAACAAGUCUACUUGAUAAUGUACUUGAUCGCAAGUUGUAUAAACUAAUAAAUUUGUGUUACAGUCACUGAAGUAGUAACCUUUUGCACACAGUGAUUUCCUGUUAUUAUGCAAAGUAGUUGGGCAACCUCUUAGUUCUGGACGUUUUUGAAGCAUUUACUUUUGUGCUGGUAAAAACAAAAGUAGGCUACAGUCUGUGCCAUGUUGAUGUACAGUUUCUGAAAUUGUUUUACAAGACUUUGAUAAUAAAACCCUUAAAUAUACACUUG
Lacerta agilis (Sand lizard) is the source of this 2797-nucleotide messenger RNA. RefSeq names its product serine and arginine rich splicing factor 11 (gene SRSF11). The transcript has 13 exons. The record is from RefSeq and is a predicted model, not a curated record. Lineage: Eukaryota; Metazoa; Chordata; Lepidosauria; Squamata; Lacertidae. Gene Ontology annotation, molecular function: RNA binding. Gene Ontology annotation, biological process: RNA splicing. Gene Ontology annotation, cellular component: nucleoplasm. Bases 281 to 1690 code for a protein of 469 amino acids.